AUGCAAGAGCAGCAAUACCAACUUCACCACAUUCCAUUGAUGCAAGUCAAGAACAUGUGGAGAGUCCAAGAGGAGAAGAUGAUUGGGCACUUGAAGCUAGGCUUGAGCAAGCUCUUCAAGCUAGAGUGUAGUGAGUACUCACUACUCACCAAGGAGUUCCUCUCCACAGUAGCUCUUGCCUUUCCCAACCACAAUGGAGACCAACCAGCUGGUGAUGGACUCCUACUCUUCAAGAUAGGCGAUGCCAAUGGGCGCAUCUCCAUCUCAGCUCUAUGCCAACUCUUUGGACUUCCCAAUGAGACAGCACAUGACUUCAAGGAGAACUCAAAGAGGAAACAAGCUGCCUUUGCUGAUUGGACACACUUUGCCAAUGAACCAUUCUUGCCUUCAAGGUCAAAGGUGUCUAGAAUCACUCAUCCAGCCAUUCGCUAUGUGCACCGCCUCAUCUCCACCACUUUCCAAUGCAAACAAGAAGCCAACAAGGUCACAACUGAUGAGUUCUACAUCCUCACCACACCAUUCAUCAAGCAUGAGUACAAGGCCAACCUUGGCCUUUUACUUGCCAAGACAUUAUCAAUGUGA
Messenger RNA from Microthlaspi erraticum, 582 nucleotides. NCBI's taxonomy places the organism in Eukaryota, Viridiplantae, Streptophyta, Magnoliopsida, Brassicales, Brassicaceae. The record is from the annotation of a GenBank genome assembly.